Messenger RNA from Mercurialis annua (annual mercury), 1663 nucleotides. Its product is annotated as heat shock protein STI1. Gene Ontology annotation, cellular component: TRC complex; membrane. Gene Ontology annotation, biological process: post-translational protein targeting to endoplasmic reticulum membrane. The transcript is spliced from 10 exons. The record is from RefSeq and is a predicted model, not a curated record. Gene Ontology annotation, molecular function: protein binding; molecular adaptor activity. NCBI's taxonomy places the organism in Eukaryota, Viridiplantae, Streptophyta, Magnoliopsida, Malpighiales, Euphorbiaceae. Bases 255 to 1448 code for a protein of 397 amino acids.
UUAGAACCGCAUCUCUCGUAAAGAAGCUGUAUACAAUUCUUCCAAUCCAAUCCUGAUGGGAUGCAGGCUUAAUCCUGCAACCAAACACAAUAAUCUUCAUUAUAGAAGUGUACUGAAGACGGCGUGACAGUGAUCCCGUUUCCCUUACCGUCAUCUCUCUCUUUCAACUUCUUUUCUGUUCCUUUAAAAACACAAAACCCCAUGGCGCGCAAUUAAGGGAGUUAGCGCUCUCUACCUUUACAAAAUUAACAAAAAUGCCUAGCCUGAAAACCGACUCUCCUCUGUCCCGUCGCAUCGUUCGCGCCUUCUUCGAUUUCCUCGACUCCGUUGAACCUGCACCUGGUGCUGAUCUUGAAGGACUCGAUGUAGCUAGAGAAUGUUUGCGCGAGGUGUUUAAGCUUCCUUUAACUUCUCCUUCUAAUGAUGAUGCUUCCUUAAAACCUGCUUUGCUGCUCGACUUAUUUCGCUCACUCGAUGCAAAUGUCGAUGAUCAUACUUCUACUGCUGCUGCUGAUGCUGAUGUGAGCCACUCACAGGCACCUAAGGCUCAGAGUAACGAUAGAGUGGGAACAUCUUAUGAAAUGGGUAGGCAGCACUUUUCCUCUCCUGCAGGUGAAUCCAAAGACGAAUUAUUUGGACAAUUCUUUGCUGCCCUUGAGAAAAAUCACUUUUUUAAGACAGCACCUGAUGGGAAUGACGACCCUGUCCAACUGGAUAAAGCCACACACUUAUUUCAUGAUGCUUUAAAUGUGAUGGAACAAGCUGGAUGCCAAUCAUUUACAAAGAGCAGCCUGGCAGAGACAUUAAAGGCACAAGGUAACCAGGCUAUGCAGUCAAAGAGAUACUCUGAAGCAGUUGAGCUGUAUUCUUGUGCAAUUUCUCUCUAUGAAAAUAAUGCUGUUUACUACUGUAACAGGGCAGCUGCAUUUACUCAGGUUCACAAAUAUACUGAAGCAAUCAGUGAUUGUCUUAAGUCCAUUGAAAUUGAUCCGCACUACAGUAAGGCAUACAGUCGUCUCGGGCUAGCAUAUUAUGCUUUAGGGAACUACAGGGAUGCUAUUGACAGAGGUUUUAGGAAAGCAUUAGCACUGGAUCCCGACAAUGAAUCGGUCAAAGAAAAUAUUCGGGUUGCUGAGCAAAAAUUAAAAGAACAUCAAGGGAAUGGAUCGGAUCAGAUGAAUUCCUCUGGCAACGCCUGGCAAGAAAUUCCUAACGGCGGCAUUCAUCUUAGUGAUUUUUUAAGCAUAUUAAGGAACAUGGUUUCACAAUCCACAGGAGAGCAGCCUCAUCCUCAAGAAAGGCAAGGAAAUGCGGAUCUUGGAGAAAAUUUGCCACCUGAGUUAAGAGGAGCAUUACAAUCAUUGAUGGGUGGGUUUUCAGGGGCGGCAGCAGCAACCAAUGGAAAUCCUCAACCUCAAGAUUCAAAUGGAAGACCACCUACGAACUGAACUGAACAUUUACUCUGACCAAUGCCUUGUUUUCCACAGCAACUGUUUUUGAGUUUAUCAUUUGUAAAUUUAGUGUAUAUUUUGAGAGAAGAAUGCAGAUGAAGUUUUAGGUUAGUUCAUCAAUUACUACUAUUAUAAACCAAGUUUUUAUUUCCUCUAGGUAAGUGUCGAUUUUUAGUGGGAAAUGUCUUCGAGAUUUCUCGUUUCUUUUGCUA